This is a messenger RNA of Manis pentadactyla (Chinese pangolin), 6841 nucleotides long. RefSeq names its product transient receptor potential cation channel subfamily M member 1 (gene TRPM1). The record is from RefSeq and is a predicted model, not a curated record. Gene Ontology annotation, biological process: protein tetramerization; calcium ion transport into cytosol. The transcript is spliced from 27 exons. Gene Ontology annotation, molecular function: calcium channel activity. NCBI's taxonomy places the organism in Eukaryota, Metazoa, Chordata, Mammalia, Pholidota, Manidae. The coding region runs from base 1 to 4983 and encodes 1660 amino acids. Gene Ontology annotation, cellular component: membrane.
AUGCUUCUCAUGUGGACUUCUCCUCUUAAAGGGUGGCCCUUCCUCAGCCAGCUUCCUGCCUGGCCAGAGGAGAAGAGAAAGCUAGGCUGCACCCUUCCCACGCUGCCGCUGCACCAGGGACAGAAAUCUUGGAUAGAAAAAACCUUUUGCAAAAGAGAAUGUAUCUUUGUAAUUCCCAGCACAAAAGACCCCAACAGGUGUUGCUGUGGGCAGCUCACCAACCAGCAUCUUCCUCCUCUGCCAAGUCGAACAGCUAGCAAAGAUGAAGAGGAAAGCAAACAGGUGGAGACUCAGCCUGAAAAAUGGUCCGUCAGCAAACACACCCAGAGCUACCCAACAGAUUCCUAUGGGAUUCUUGAAUUCCAGGGUGGUGGAUACUCCAAUAAAGCCAUGUAUAUCCGCGUAUCCUAUGACACCAAGCCAGAUUUGUUGCUUCAUCUCAUGGUGAAAGACUGGCAGCUGGAACUCCCUAAGCUCUUAAUAUCCGUGCAUGGAGGCCUCCAGAACUUUGAGAUGCAGCCCAAGCUGAAACAGGUCUUUGGGAAAGGACUGAUCAAGGCCGCCAUGACCACCGGGGCCUGGAUCUUCACUGGGGGCGUCAGCACGGGUGUCAUCAGCCACGUAGGGGAUGCCUUAAAAGACCACUCCUCCAAGUCCAGAGGCCGGGUUUGUGCUAUAGGAAUUGCUCCAUGGGGCAUUGUGGAGAAUAAAGAAGACCUGGUCGGAAAAGAUGUAACGAGAGUGUACCAGACCAUGUCCAACCCUCUAAGUAAGCUCGCCAUGCUCAACAGCUCCCACACCCACUUCAUCCUGGCCGACAACGGCACCCUGGGCAGAUACGGCGCUGAGGUGAAGCUCCGGAGGCAACUGGAAAAGCACAUCUCUCUGCAGAAAAUCAACACGAGAAUGGGGCAAGGUGUGCCCGUUGUGGGCCUCGUGGUGGAAGGAGGCCCUAACGUGGUUUCCGUCGCCCUGGAAUACCUCCGAGAGGACCCUCCAGUCCCCGUGGUGGUUUGUGACGGCAGCGGCCGAGCCUCGGACAUCCUGUCUUUUGCACACAAGUACUGUGAUGAAGGAGGGAUAAUAAAUGAAUCCCUCAGGGAUCAGCUUCUAGUUACCAUUCAGAAAACAUUUAAUUACAACAAGACACAAUCACAUCAGCUGUUUGCAAUUAUAAUGGAGUGCAUGAAAAAGAGAGAACUCGUCACCGUGUUCAGAAUGGGUGCUGAGGGUCAGCAAGACAUCGAGAUGGCAAUUUUAACUGCCCUGCUGAAAGGAACAAACGCAUCAGCUCCGGACCAGCUGAGCUUGGCGCUGGCUUGGAACCGCGUUGACAUAGCACGAAGCCAAAUCUUUGUCUUUGGGCCCCACUGGCCGCCCCUGGGAAGCCUGGCCCCGCCAACUGACAGCAAGUUCAUGGAGAAGGAGAAGAAGCCACCCUUAGCAACUGUGAAGGGGGGCAGAGGAAAAGCAAAGGGCAAGAAGAAAGGGAAAGUGAAAGAGGAGGUGGAGGAAGAAACUGACCCCCGGAAGAUCGAGCUGCUGAACUGGGUGAACGCUCUGGAGCAAGCCAUGCUGGACGCUCUGGUCUUGGACCGAGUCGACUUUGUGAAGCUCCUGAUUGAAAAUGGAGUGAACAUGCAGCACUUUCUUACGAUUCCCAGGCUGGAAGAACUUUACAACACGAGACUGGGUCCUCCAAACACCCUUCAUUUGCUGGUGAGGGAUGUAAAAAAGGGCAACCUGCCGCCCGAUUACCAUAUCAGCCUCAUAGACAUAGGCCUGGUGCUGGAGUACCUCAUGGGCGGGGCCUACCGCUGCCACUACACUCGGAAGAGCUUCCGGACCCUUUACAACAACUUGUUUGGACCCAAGAGGCCUAAAGCUCUUAAACUGCUGGGAAUGGAAGACGAUGAGCUUCCAGCCAAAGGGAAGAAAAAGAAGAAGAAGAAAAAGGAAGAAGAGAUCGAUAUCGACGUGGAUGACCCCGCUGUGAGUCGUUUCCAGUACCCCUUCCACGAGCUGAUGGUGUGGGCUGUGCUGAUGAAACGCCAAAAAAUGGCAGUCUUCCUCUGGCAGCGAGGCGAGGAGAACCUGGCCAAGGCCCUGGUGGCCUGCAAGCUCUACAAGUCCAUGGCCCACGAGUCCUCUGAGAGCGAGCUGGUGGAUGACAUCUCCCAGGAUCUAGACAACAACUCAAAAGACUUUGGCCAGCUUGCCGUGGAGUUGCUGGACCAGUCCUAUAAGCACGAUGAGCAGGUCGCCAUGAAACUGCUGACCUACGAGCUGAAGAACUGGAGCAACUCCACCUGCCUCAAACUGGCUGUCGCCGCCAAGCACCGGGACUUCAUCGCCCACACCUGCAGCCAGAUGCUGCUGACAGACAUGUGGAUGGGAAGGCUGCGAAUGAGGAAAAACCCCGGCCUGAAGGUUAUAAUGGGGAUUCUUCUUCCCCCCACCAUCCUAUUUUUGGAAUUUCGGACAUACGAUGACCUCUCGUAUCAGACAUCCAAGGAAAAUGAAGAUGGUAAAGAAAAAGAAGAAGAGAAUGUGGACGCGAAUGCAGAUGCCGCCUCAAGGCAGGGCGACGAGGAGAAUGAGCUCGAAAAGCAGAGGCGUAUUCCCGUCGGCACGAAGAUCUGUGAAUUCUAUAACGCUCCCAUUGUCAAGUUCUGGUUUUACACAAUAUCAUACCUGGGCUACCUACUGCUUUUCAACUAUGUCAUCCUGGUGCGCAUGGACCGCUGGCCCUGUCUCCAGGAAUGGGUCGUCAUCUCCUACAUCUUGAGCCUGGCGUUAGAGAAGAUCCGAGAGAUCGUCAUGUCAGAACCAGGCAAACUCAGCCAGAAAAUAAAAGUCUGGCUUCAGGAAUACUGGAACAUCACAGAUCUCAUGGCCAUUUCCACGUUCAUGAUUGGAGCCAUCCUUCGCCUCCAGAAGCAGCCGUACAUGGGUUACGGCCGAGUGAUCUACUGUGUGGAUAUCAUCUUCUGGUACAUCCGAGUCCUGGACAUCUUUGGUGUCAACAAGUAUCUGGGGCCCUAUGUGAUGAUGAUUGGAAAGAUGAUGAUUGACAUGCUGUAUUUCGUGGUCAUCAUGCUGGUUGUGCUGAUGAGUUUCGGGGUGGCCCGUCAAGCCAUUCUGCACCCAGAUGAGGAGCCCUCAUGGAAACUGGCCCGAAACAUCUUCUAUAUGCCCUACUGGAUGAUCUACGGAGAAGUGUUUGCAGACCAGAUCGACCUCUACGCCAUGGAAAUUAACCCUCCUUGCGGUGACAACCAGUAUGAUGAGGAAGGCAAGCGGCUCCCUCCCUGCAUCCCGGGCGCCUGGCUCACACCUGCCAUCAUGGCCUGCUACCUGCUGGUCGCCAACAUCCUGCUGGUGAACCUGCUCAUCGCGGUUUUCAACAAUACCUUCUUUGAAGUAAAGUCAAUAUCCAAUCAAGUGUGGAAAUUUCAGCGGUACCAGUUGAUUAUGACGUUUCAUGACCGGCCAGUCCUACCUCCACCCAUGAUCAUUUUAAGCCAUAUCUACAUAAUUGUCAUGCGUCUUCGUGGGCGUUGUAGGAAGAAAAGAGAAGUGGACCAAGACGAAAAGGAUCGUGGGCUGAAGCUGUUUCUCAGCGAGGAGGAGCUGAAGAGGCUGCACGAGUUCGAGGAGCAGUGCGUGCAGGAGCACUUCCGGGCGAAGGAGGACGAGCAGCAGUCGUCCAGCGAUGAGCGCAUCCGUGUCACCAGCGAGAGAGUUGAAAAUAUGUCAAUGAGGUUGGAAGAAAUCAACGAGAGAGAGAAUUUUAUGAAAACAUCCCUACAGACUGUUGACCUUCGACUUUCUCAACUAGAAGAAUUAUCUACCAGAAUGGUGAAUGCACUUGAAAAUCUUGCAGGAAUUGACAAAUCUGACCUCAUACAGACACGGUCCCGAGCUUCUUCUGAAUGUGAGGUGACUUACCUUCUAAGGCAAAGCAGCAUAAACAGCGCCGAUGGCUGCAGCAUGUGUGAGGAAGCACCUCUCCCCACGCCCCCAGGGACAGGAUUCAGGAAGAAUGCCUGUUCCUUCCAAAUGAAGGAAAACAAGGAACUGAAAACACAUCUGGCACCAGAGCUUCAGGGCAGCAUCCACCGUUCAUCCCACAUGGGCGCAUCGGCAACACCAGAGUGCAGUCGGCUUGCAUUAGACAAUGUAAAGAAUGCAUCGGAGCCCAAAUUAGGUCCAGAUACUGGGAUUUCAGCCGAAGAUGAUGGAAGACACGCAGACUCUAAAAGAGAAGAAACAGUUUCCCCAAGUUUAAAUCAAACAAAUGUUGUGGAUGGACAGAACAAAUCAGAUUUCCAAAAGCCUCAGCUAACAGUGGAAGCAACAAAGGUAGAAGGCACUGUUUCCUGUCCCCCAGAAGAAACGAAAAUGACACGCUAUUACCCUGAUGAAACGUCCAAGGCUCGUAAAACACUGAAGUCCAGAAGCUUUGUAUAUUCUCGUGGAAGAAAGCUGGUCAGUGGGGUUAGCAACUGGAGUGCAGAGUACAGUUCAGUGUUGGACCAGGCAUGCCCCUCUGCAGUUCAACAGUGGACGACAGAAUGGAAAUAUGAAGUUCAAAAGAUUAUACGUUCUCGAAGUACAGAUAUCCCUUUCGUUGCCUCGGAAGCUGCAAUGCAAGCUGAGCAUAAAGAGCAAUUUACAGAUACUGAAGAAGAAAACUCUGUUUCUGAAACAACCCCUCAAAUUUCCCAUUUACCUCUCGCUGUUAUUGAGAGAACUGAGAAGGAAAACUUACUCUCUGUUAAAUCAGCCCAAACUUUGGGAUUCCCAGCUUUAAGGUCAAAAAGUUUACACGGCCCACCUAGAAAUGCUAAAGCCAUUCAGGGCAAAUUAGACAGAACUGGUCAUGCCUGCAGUGCAAGUAACUUAGUAGUUGUGUCUGGAAUUACAACAGAAGAACACAAGGUUAAGCAAGAGAAAACUUCCGCGGAAACUGAAUGCUAAUGUGUUUUGUUUCUUUAGUUUUUAAGUCAAAACCACUGAUGAGUACCAUCUUGGUCAUUGAAACAUCAUCAAUUUCUGGAAUAGUUUUCAUUAAAAAAUGUUUGGCAAUUUGGAGUCAUGAUUAAUUUUAAUUUUCAUGCUAAACAAAGUAAUAUUUUGCUAGGGAAUGUUAGUAAACUUAGUAUUUUUAGUUGGAGUUGGAUCAAAUGAAAGUGACAAAUACUCCAAUUGAGAUAAGCUUAAUUAGGACACAAGAUUCUACCACCUCUUUUAUUCCUGAGGGCUACCAAAUAGCCUAAGAAAUGCCUUUGGGUGCCAUCAAUACGUUACUUAGGGAGUAAGCAACCGUGUGAGAGAGAAACUGAGGAGAAAGGAAACAUGAAAAAGGGGGAGGGCUGGAAAGAAAAAUGAAAAUUAUCAGGUACAAGAAGAGAGAAGCAGAAAGAAGCCAUAAUUAUCAUAUUUUUAUGGGUUUUUUUUGUUUUAUCUUUUAAUGUCUUACAUUUUAAAAUUCCAUGAGGAGAUAAAAGGCACACGAUUAUAUGAGAGAUCACACUGUGAUAGUUUGCAGUACCAAGAAUUUUGUUCAUGUGUAAAAAUAAAGAAGCCAGUAUGUAUAUUCCUGUUGUCAUAUAGUCCCUGAUAGCAAAUACAAAUGUACCUCUGUCUAUGAGAAGAUUGUGCAAAGCUACGGCUAAAACGUAUAGGACACAUGGUCAAGGUGGGAACUGCCAAGACCCACAGAGACUGUUAUGGCUGAGAACACAGGGUGCCCUGCUUCAGCUUGUAAGUGCCAAGCCGCGUGCUAGUGCUGGGCCCCCAUGCCGGGUCAGAUCCACUCUCUAGGAACCCCUAAGGCCAUCCUACUGCCACUGUUCUUGACUCUACAAAAAAGGGCAGAGAGGGUAGGAAGGGAUCUGCCCUGGCUAGAACAGAAGCCACCGACAUUCACAGAUAUUAGAGUCGACCCCUGGGCCCUCACCUUUCCCCCAAGGGCCCCUCUUGUGAGGUCUCAGGGGGUCUCUGCAGCACUCAGAGAAGACCAGCCUCAUGCCUGGAGUUAAUGACAGCUAUUACUUCAGUGAAGGGCCUCACUCCCAUAAAGAACCACUGAGUCGAGUAUCCAGGAGUUGUUGCUCACAGGUGGUGGGUAGGGGGUAAAUCAGGUAGAAACGGAGAUGAUCACAAAAAAGGAGACCAUUACACCCAUUCUCAUCCGAGGUUCAGACUGACACAUCACCAUAAAUUGGCAAGAGAGGAGAGAGAGAGACUAAGAGACAGAGAGACUGAUUCCCUGCAGCUCUGCCAAAAGUAGUGACCAGAGAUAAUUAACACCCGAAUGAGACUGAGAUUUUAAUAGUCGAGUCAGUUCCUGAACUGGGCUCAAUUUAUCAAAAGGUACUGGUAUACCAUUGCAUGGUUGACAGGGCUUUGAAAUUUAAUAAAUGAUUAGAGUAAUUUAAUAAAUAAAAUUAUUGCUUAUUUGUAUAUUUCUACAUUGAGACUAUUUGAUCAGUUCCACUACAUGAAUUAUUUGGUCAAAUGAUUAACCCACUACAUUUUACCUGAUUCCUAAAUCUUUCCUGUUGGUGCCGAGAAAACUCUCAACCCUUUGUCACAGCCUAGAAAAAAGAUUUCUCAGAAUAAACUGGGGAACUUAGUACAGCUCAACAGAACAGGUCUGAAGAAGGCAAAGCUUCUCUCCGGAAUUCUCUCCACUCAUUACACGGCCCCUCUUUUCUGAGGUCUCUCCCACCUUCCCUCAGGUCUGGGGCCUGAAUCCAUUCCCAUAAAUCCUGCUGAGACACCUGUCUCCUGUCAAGGUGUUGGCUCCGAGGGAUGCAAAUUUUUUCAGAAG